UCCGCCGGAGGACGCCGCGCAAGGGCUGCGGCGCGCCGCUGAUUGAACUGAUGGGAGCGAGUUCUUUUCUUCUCCGCGACCACGCAUGCGGAGCCACCUGGGUCCCGGCUGGCUCGACCGUGGCACCGGGGGAGGGAAUCCGAGAACGGUCCCGGGCCACCGCCGUGGAAAUUUCCAAGGACUUGGCACUGUCUGGAGAGCGCGUCUAAACCGGGUGCCCGGCGGCGCGGGAGGCGGGGAGGGGGGAGAGCGCUGCGAAAGGUGCUGGAGCGUCUCACGGAGGGGAACGUCGCAUGCGGGCCACAUGUCUGCGAAGGAACCGCGCCUAUUCCCGGACCUCAGCCCAGGGCGAAGGUGAUGCUGGUCCACCGCCGCUCUCCAGGGAGCCCCCCCGCCCCGCGUGCCCGGACACCUCCUGCAGGGAAAAAGCGACCAUGGCUCUAGCUCGUGAUUUGCCUGGAGGUGACUUCGCCUAAAAAGAAAUCCUUGACAAAGUUGCUUCUUGGAAAGAUUUUCUUUUUUUUGUGCUGACCUCUGGGAGCCUUGGGGUAGGGUCGAAGCAGCAACAGCAGCCUCGUGCAUGCUUGUGCAUGCAUAUGUGCAAACAAGAAAGAAAGGUGUGUGUUUGUGUGUGCAUGGGGGGCCGGCCGGCGGGGUGACCCUCUGCUGCCAGUUCACCUGGCGUCGUGCUGAGCUUUCGGCCACCCCCAACACCACCCCUGGACGCCUGGGAGGCGAUGAGCCCCUGCGGGCUGGUCCGGAGACACGCGUCCAGAGGGGCCAUGGCCGUGCUGGCGUGGAAGUUCCCGCGGACCCGGCUCCCCGUGGGAGCCAGUGCCCUCUGCGUGGUGAUCUUGUGCUGGCUCUACAUCUUCCCGGUCUACCGACUGCCCGACGAGAAGGAGAUCGUGCAGGGGGUGCUGCAACAGGGCACGACGUGGAGAAGGAACCAGACAGCUGCCGGCGUGUUCAGGAAGCAGAUGGAAGACUGCUGUGACCCUGCCCAUCUCUUCGCUAUGACUAAGAUGAAUUCCCCCAUGGGAAAGAGCCUGUGGUAUGACGGGGAGAUUUUAUAUUCGUUCACCAUUGACAAUGCCACAUAUUCCCUCUUCCCGCAGGCAACCCCGUUCCAGCUGCCAUUAAAGAAAUGCGCGGUGGUGGGAAACGGUGGGAUUCUGAAGAAGAGUGGCUGUGGCCGGCACAUAGAUGAAGCCGAUUUUGUUAUGCGGUGCAAUCUACCACCCUUGUCAAGUGAGUACACCAGAGAUGUUGGAUCCAAAAGUCAUUUGGUGACAGCUAAUCCCAGCAUAAUUCGGCAGAGGUUUCAGAACCUGCUGUGGUCCCGAAAGACAUUUGUAGACAGCAUGAAAGUCUAUAACCACAGUUACAUCUACAUGCCUGCCUUUUCUAUGAAGACGGGGACGGAGCCAUCGCUGCGUGUGUAUUAUACACUGUCAGACGUUGGUGCCAAUCAAACAGUGCUGUUUGCAAACCCCAACUUUCUGCGUAGCAUUGGAAAGUUCUGGAAAAGUAGGGGCAUCCAUGCCAAGCGCUUGUCUACAGGACUCUUUCUGGUGAGUGCAGCCUUGGGGCUCUGUGAAGAGGUAUCCAUCUACGGCUUCUGGCCCUUCUCAGUGAAUAUGCAGGAGCAGCCCAUCAGCCAUCAUUACUACGACAACGUCCUGCCCUUCUCGGGCUUCCAUGCCAUGCCGGAGGAAUUUCUCCAGCUCUGGUACCUUCAUAAGGUUGGUGCACUAAGAAUGCAGCUAGACCCAUGUGAGGAGCCAUUGCUGCAGCCCACUUCCUAGGGACCGUGGAAGGAAACAGGACUGGGCGAUGUAUUUUUGAUAGGUUUCCUAUGUGACCCCCAAGGGUACAUGGAUUAGCAUAGACACUUUGGAAGGAUAAGCAAAAUGACAACACCCACUCAAGCAAAACUUCCUUUUGGUGUUGGCUUGGAGGACAAGAAAUGAAAUGUCCCGGGAAACAUUAUGUAGCAACGCGAUGGAUCCUCAGUGAGUAAAAAUGCCAAUGUGAUGGUGUUGGAAUCGCACCUGUUUGUGGUUCGGAUCUAGAGGGCACUGCUCUAGGGAAUGAAGAACUCCAGCGGUCAAAGGCUCUGUGGUUUCAACUCAUCGUGGUAUCCAGGAAAUUCUGGGGCAGACGUGUUACCGUAUGUUCACACAAACUGACAUAAUGACAGUUUUAAAAGAGCUGUCUUAUUAGGACUGGCAUUUGAACUGUCUUUUUUUUUUAAAGAUUACUAUUUAUUUUUUGCCCUACUUAAGGGCAGCGGGUGGAUGUUGGGGUAGAUUUAAAAAACAAAUCCCUACUGUUAGUUAUUGUGAUUUGUUGACACAAUUCUGUAUUAACUCUUGUCCUCAUCCAUUUCUACAAAUUUAAACAUGAAUUGCUUCUAACCCUUUCUGUCAGGUCUACCUAGACAAUGUGAAGUAUUGUUGAAUUUAGACUGUAUUGAUUCAUAGUCUGGACGUCAUGAGCCACUCCCCUCCUCAGAAAUUUAGAACAUAAACUCAGCUUUUGGUCUGCAUCAUGUAAGCCUGUUGGCACUGUGGCUAUUACUUUAGUGUGAAAAGACUACAGUGUGAGUGCAUCACUUGUUUGUAAAAUGACAAAGUCGUCUUCCAUCAUUUAAUGUUCAGAGAUAAGAUACAGCACAAUAAUAGCUUAGUCUCUGCAGAAAUGAGAGGCCAAGCCAGGCAUGGUGGCGCACGCCUUUAAUCCCAGCACUCGGGAGGCAGGGGUAGGAGGAUCGCCAUGAGUUCAAGGCCACCCUGAGACCCCAUAGUGAAUUCCAAGUCAGCCUGGACUAGCGUGAGACAUUACUUCCAAAACUUCAAAAGAGAGAGAAACAAGAAGGUGGGCCCCUUUCCUGCCUAACAUGGUAUAUAUUCCAAGAUAAAUCAUGCCUACACACACACACAUGCAUUUAGACAUGAGCCUACUGUCAGAUGCCGUAUGAAGUGCACAGUGACCAUUGUCGUAACUAUCAAAGACUGACGUAGUCAGUUUUGGAAUGCCGCCAGCACAUCAUGUCGUAUCCGUUGCGUGUUGACAUGAGACAAGCCAGCCUGUGAGUUGCUGCAUGUACAUGUGCACACCAGCGAGAGAUGCGCAUCGUGCUCUCAAGUGCUCAAUCCAGACUGACCAGAAGUGUCAAGUUCGUUGGGAAUCCCGCCAGCAUCCCACGAAUAGGCCCUGUGUUCGUUAGCAUAACCACACGAGGCGUGGUGCGUGCCAGCUAGCGCACCCGGGUCAGAAGCGGUUGGUUUUCCCAGCAUCAGGCAAGACUGCAUCAGCAGCUUGUUACAGCAGCUUUCACAGCCAGUAAGAAAACUCCCCUGCUGGCUUUACAAGCAGCCACUGGACAGAAGAGGGGGAGAAAGGAACUUCUCCCGCCACCUCUGGGCUUUGGGAUGUGUUCAGCUGGAGGAAGGCACCAGCGCUCCCCGUUGUUUCUGCUGUUGCCAAGGUGAAGGUAAACUCCAGUGAGGAAGGAGCUCCUCAGUUUAGAAGGCGGAAGUGCGAAGCAUGCGUGUACAUUGAAACAAGGGCAUCUUCUCGACAAAAUAACCGCGAUGACAAGUUGGUUGGGAGAAUUUUACGCUGUUGAAACAGGGAAUUGCUAAAUGUGAUUAAAUCUUGAGGUUAUGAUAGAAAUUAGCAUUAACACUAUGACGGGUUGGCCUAAGACUGACUAUUGAUGUUUCGGAGUGAAGAGUGAGAGGUUCAGACCCGUGCACAGCUGGUGCUGUUCUUGUUCGGCAGCAACAAUGUAACAGGAAGGUAGGGUGAGUCGCUGUGGUAAGUAGUCCUUUAUGGGAAGCCCUGAAUAUAUUCCUCUCUUAAACUGUUAUUAAGAAUUACAUGCAAAGGCAAUACAUUUUACAGUAAUUUCAUUCAGAAAGCUAAGAAAAAACACACAAAAACAUUAAAUAAGCACUCAAAAUGAGUGCAUUAAUUAUUAAAAUUUAAAUAACAAGCUCAUAAAAUCCGUAUGUCAUAGACGUAUUGAAAAUGCCAUCUGUGCGUUUUAAAUUUUAUUGCAGUUCCUGGGGCAGAUCUAUGCAAUAGACUUGUAUAAAGUUUAGUCUGUGCAGUUGCAGACCCAUUCUAGACAGCUUCUGAAAUGCAAAGCAGGCCUGACCAGCAGUGGGAAGGUUUGGUUAGACUUGUGCUCAUCAACUAGGGCGAUUCCCCUCCCCGCAGCAAUGUCUGGGACUGCUUCUCAUGGUCUGUUAUGUCUGAAGGAUGCUCCCAGCACAUGGUGGUAGCAGCCACGGAUAGUGAUGAGAAUCCCACAGUGCGCAGACCAGCCACUCCCAACACAGUAUGACCCAGUGUAGAGGGUUAACAGUGUUCAGGUUCAGAAAGCCCAGGCUUGACGAGAAGGACAGUUUGUCUUGCGUCUUCAUACACUAUUUCCAUCACUCAAGAUGCGGAGGCCUUUAAUAUAAUGUCUUCUAAGGUAGAGUACAGAUUGGCAUAAUGGUUUCGUGAUAACUCAUAGGUAUGUCCCAUGUGCUCAUUCACAGAAUGUACCUGAGCAAGAAGUGUGAAUAUGUAGACACUUGUGGGUGUGCAUGUGUGUGUGUGUGUGUGUAACAUGAUGCUAUAUACAUCCCUAUCAUUAGUAAAAGUAAUGACCUAUCUAGAAUCAUAAUGUAGAAUAUGCUGGAAUAUUCCAUUAUAAAGAAGUUGAAUUCUAA
This is a messenger RNA of Jaculus jaculus (lesser Egyptian jerboa), 4730 nucleotides long. It is a transcript of the gene St8sia1, whose product is annotated as ST8 alpha-N-acetyl-neuraminide alpha-2,8-sialyltransferase 1. Gene Ontology annotation, molecular function: alpha-N-acetylneuraminate alpha-2,8-sialyltransferase activity. NCBI's taxonomy places the organism in Eukaryota, Metazoa, Chordata, Mammalia, Rodentia, Dipodidae. Gene Ontology annotation, biological process: oligosaccharide metabolic process; N-glycan processing. The transcript has 5 exons. Bases 738 to 1808 code for a protein of 356 amino acids. The record is from RefSeq and is a predicted model, not a curated record.